CGGCCCUCCCGCCGCCGCCCGCCACUCGGAGUCUCGCAUUCGAACCGAACGCACGUCUCUCAGUACCCUUCAAUCGAUAACAAUGGUCGUGAAACUAUCUCCCGCCGCCCUGUACGCGGACGCUUACCCCGCGCUGGCCAAGUCCCGCGGCCGGCAGCCAGACUGCGAGAGGCGGCAGAAACAGUGUGCUCUGCCCGCCCUCGUCGAGGACGACUCGGAGGCUGAAGCGAUGGAGGACGUCCAGGAUCACAAGUACAUCCUGCACGCCGAAGUCUUGCGGCGCCAGAAGUCCAUCUCGCCGGCGCGCCGCGAGAGGAUGCGGCGACAGCUGGCUCUGCCGUCGCUGUCGGAGGACGAGGAGCCCUGAGCUGCAGGAGGCGCAUGAUUUGGAAAGGAUAUAGAUGCUGUGGUCGCACCGACCUCGAAGAUCGCCGGUCCCCGAUCGUCACGCUCGAGCCGGCUCCCACUGGAAGAGAACCCAGGCCCGGGGGAGCCGCAGGAGCUGCAGUGACCGAACCUCGUGACUAGUGUCGACACUGUGUCGCCAUGAACUGUGAAGUGAAACCAAAAUAUUGUAAACAGCGUAUUGUUACCAAAUUGUAUAGUGAUAAGAUAUUGUUAAGGUUUUCCAAAUAAAAGUGUUAUAAACGUA
Aricia agestis (brown argus) is the source of this 652-nucleotide messenger RNA. RefSeq lists its product as uncharacterized. The coding region runs from base 83 to 367 and encodes 94 amino acids. The record is from RefSeq and is a predicted model, not a curated record. The transcript has a single exon. Lineage: Eukaryota; Metazoa; Arthropoda; Insecta; Lepidoptera; Lycaenidae.